GAUGCCUGCUUCUUCCUCAGGCCGAUGCCAGCCUGCUGUCCCACUGCUGUGACUCAGCCUCCCCGGGGCAAGGGGGGCCCGCAUGGGCAGAGGAGCAGCCCACACGGGACCAUGAACUACUGUGAGCUUAUAGCCGAGGCCUGUCCCAGCCAACUGCACGCCAGACUUCACAGCGUACCUCAGUUUCCUCCUGAGAUGUCCCAUCCUGCCCCUGGAGCCACCUGAGUUUUGACUUCAGUUGUGUCCAUGAGGGAUGGCAGCUGUCAGGGGCAAAGCAUCCGGGGGGGUAUUACCCACUUGUAUGGGUUUUGGGGGACAGGAGGAGGCUCUGCUUCAUGCACAGCCCCUGCCAGGACAGGAGGACUUAGGAGAAAAUCUUGUUCAUCCCUUUGCUGAGCAGCCGUGGGGGAGGGCCACUGCUCGUGCUGCAGCCUGGCUAAUUCGGGUGCUGUCAGUUAGUGCUAAUGACCGGCAAAUACUGGAUGGUCUGGCCAGGAUGCUGCACUGCUUUGGUGCUGGGGAACUGCGGGGAUUGAGCCCUCAUCCUCCCUUCCAGCUCCAGGGAGGCUGGAAAGGAGGAUGAGGGCUCAAUCUUGCCUGCUCCCCGCCCAAAGGGGAGAUGCUGCUGUGUGGAUGUGGCUUUGUGCCAGGCUGGCCUGAGACCUGACAAACUUGUUUCGUGCCAGCUGCAGCCCGGCCCAAGGACACCUCCUGUACUGGGGUGGAGAUGGGGGUACUGCUCGCAGCACCCCCGCGGUGGAGGGGCCGGUUGGACCCAGGGCUGAGGGUGCAUCCUGGUGCCCCCCUUCCAUGGCAGGACUGGGGGCAAAGCUCACUUGGGGAGCAGGUUCACAAAGGCUCUUCCAAGUGCCUGGGCAGAGCAGGUCAUGACCCUGGAUGCAGGGAGACUUCCCGUACCUUAACCAUCAGGAAGUCUGGAGCAUCUGGGGUGGACAGAUAGGGGUGCCAGGCAGGGAGACCCAUUCUGACCUCUCCCACUUCAUCCCAGGGGGACCCUGUGACCAGUGUCACCUGAGCCCUGACAUUUUGCCCCCUUGCACACUGCCCAGUUCGCUGUGACUCUGGGGCUGGCACUGCUAGGGGACCCCCACAGCGCUGUCCCUGUGGCCCAGGUCAGAUCAGUGUGGGGGGCUGGCAGGCACAAACCAGCCUUGCAUCAGGGCAGGGUGGCAGAGUCCCUACUGUGGCGGUGACACCAGGGCUCAGUGAUGCCAAGCCAGCUGCCCUCUCCACCUCCCCAGCAAUGAGGGUGCCAGGGACAGUUGCUUUGCAUGUUUGUCCCCCAAAACACUGCACUGUGACCCUGCCUUGGUGGGAGAGCUUGGGGCUGAGGUGAGGAUCAGCUAUAGGGUCAGCAAUUGCUGCCCAUGCCAGCGAGCUGGGAGGUGCAAGACAAGCUAAGCCCGCCCCAGCUCGACCUGCGGAGCGGAUUUAGCAGAGGAAAGAGGCUUAGGGAGGGGAUUGGGGUUGUGCCGGGAUGCCCCCCCCCGCCCCACAUGCCUAUGUCUUUCCUUUUCAAACAGCCAUUGCUGCAGACAGAGGCUCAGAGCAGGGGAUGCCCUGUGCUGGGGGGCAGGAUCAGACCAUGGGGCCAGGCUCUGGGAGCCCAGAGGUGGCAGUGAGGAGGAGCCUGGCACCUCGGCCUCCCCGGCCACCCCUGCCACAGGGGUCCCCAGUCCUUCGUGCUGGCCCCCCGAGACCUCCUGCUUGCUCCAUCCGGCCAACCAAGCAGCAUCAGGUGCCAGCACCGAGGGAGAGGCUGAGCUGUAGCAUGCAGGCGGAGGAGGGCACGGACUGGCUGCUGGAGCUGCUCACCGAGCUGCAGCUGCAGCAGUACUUCCUGCGCAUCCGAGACGAGCUCAAUGUCACACGCCUCUCCCACUUCGAGUACGUCAAAAAUGAGGAUCUGGAGAAGAUCGGCAUGGGACGCCCCGGCCAGCGGCGGCUGUGGGAGGCAGUGAAGCGGAGGAAAGCCAUGUGCAAGCGGAAAUCCUGGAUGAGCAAGGUGUUCAGUGGGAAGCGCCUGGAGUCGGAGCUGCCGCCCCAGCCCCAGAGUACCUUCCGCAAGCCCCCCACGCCACCACCCCCUGAAGCUGGGGGCCAACACUCCCUCACCUGCCUUGUGCGGGAGCGGGACCUCUCGAUCUUUGAGAAGCUGGGUGACGGCUCCUUUGGUGUUGUGCGUCGCGGCGAGUGGUGCACGCCUGCCGGCAAGACGCUGAAUGUGGCAGUGAAGUGCCUCAAGACAGAUGUGCUGAGCCAGCCAGAGGCACUGGACGACUUCAUCCGGGAGGUGAAUGCCAUGCACUCCCUGGACCACAGGAACCUCAUCCGCCUGUAUGGUGUGGUGCUCUCCCACCCCAUGAAGAUGGUGACAGAGCUGGCCCCACUGGGUUCCCUUCUGGACCGCCUGCGGAAGAACCAGGGCCAUUUCCUCAUCUCCACCCUGUGCCAGUAUGCCAUCCAGGUGGCCAAGGGCAUGGCCUACCUGGAGUCCAAGCGCUUCAUCCACCGCGACCUGGCUGCCCGCAACAUCCUGCUGGCCUCCAAUGAGCUCGUCAAGAUUGGGGACUUCGGACUGAUGCGGGCCCUGCCCAAAAAUGAUGAUCACUACGUGAUGCAGGAGCAUCGCAAGGUCCCCUUUGCCUGGUGUGCUCCUGAGAGCCUGAAGACCCGCACCUUCUCCCAUGCCAGUGACACCUGGAUGUUCGGAGUGACCCUCUGGGAGAUGUUCACCUAUGGUCAGGAGCCUUGGAUCGGCCUCAAUGGCAGCCAGAUCCUGCACAAGAUAGACAAGGAGGGUGAGCGGCUGCCGCGGCCUGAGGACUGUCCCCAGGACAUCUACAACGUCAUGCUGCAGUGCUGGGCACACAAGCCUGAGGACCGACCCACCUUCGUGGCCUUGCGAGACUUCUUGGUGGAGGCUCAGCCCACCGACAUGAGAGCGCUGCAGGACUUUGAGGAGCCAGACAAGCUGCACAUCCAGAUGAACGACAUCAUCACGGUCAUCGAGGGCAGGGCCGAGAAUUACUGGUGGCGGGGUCAGAAUAAACGGACCCUAAAAGUUGGCCAAUUUCCCCGAAACACGGUGACCUCGGUGGCAGGGCUGUCAGCCCACGACAUCAGCCAGCCGCUUAAAAACAGCUUCAUCCACACAGGCCAUGGAGACACCAACCCGCAGCACUGCUGGGGGUUUCCCGAUAAAAUUGAUGAGCUGUACCUGGGAAAUCCCAUGGACCCUCCUGACAUUUUAGGUGUGGACCCGAGCGCUGCCAGACCUACACAGCUUCCAGGGAGGGCUAAAAGGCAGCCUCCUCCACGCCCACCUCAGCCUACCGUCCUGCUCACCAAGCCUUGCUACGACCCGGUCAGUGAGGAGGAGGAGGGUCUGCCAGGGGGUCUCCGGAAGCUCUGCCUGAAGAAGCCAGGCACAGGGAAGGGUCUGCGACCAGUCAAGCCAUCAGCACGAGUACCGGGCACCAAGGUGGGCGAGCGGCAACCCGGACGGCUGGCAAGCGAGGGGCUGGCAAGCAGCGAGGUGACCCUCAUUGACUUUGGGGAGGAAGUGCCCCAGGGUAGCCCCUCUCCAGUGGGGGAGCUGACAGCCCCAUCGUUAGCCAAGCUGGCCAUGGAGGCCUGCUCUUUGCUGGACAAGACCCCACCACAGAGCCCCACGCGGGCUCUUCCUCGGCCUCUCCACCCCACGCCAGUGGUGGACUGGGACGCCCGGCCGUUGCCCCCACCGCCUGCCUAUGAUGACGUGGCACAGGAUGAGGAUGAUAUUGAGGUCUGCUCUAUCACUAGCCCUCCAAGCCGGCGGGGCAAGACCAACUAUGGCUUUGUGGAUGAGAGUGAGCGGGGACCAGCACUGGAGGACAACCUCUUCCUGCCCCCCAAGGAGACCAAACAGCCCAGCAUGACGCAGACCACCGAGCUCUUCGAGGAGCUGCAGCAGGAGUGCAUGAAGAGGCUCAACGUCCCUCUGGGACCGGCCACCCCAGCUGACGACAAGCCCCAAAUCCCGCCCCGUGUCCCAAUCCCACCCCGGCCCCUUCGCCGCAAUGAGCCUGGGCGCUGGUCAGGGGACCUUUCCCCAGCUUCGGGGGGCGAGGAAGACCGGCCGCCCCAGAUCCCUCCACGGGACCCACUGUCACAGCCCACUUCCCGGACACCCAGCCCCAUGGCUCUGCAGGUGGGCUCUCCCCAGCAACGUGCUGCCCUCUGCUCCUGCCUCUCCACCUCACCAGGGAAGCCCAUGCCCACCACACAGAGCUUUGCCCUUGACCCCAAAUACGCCACCCCCAAGGUCAUCCAGGCACAGGGCAAGGACUGCUCCAAGGGACCCUGCAUCCUGCCUAUCGUGAAGGAUGGGCAGAAGGUCAGCAGCACUCACUACUACCUGCUGCCCGAGCGCCCUGCCUACCUGGACAAGUAUGAGAAGUUUUUCAAGGAGGCUAAAAGCCCUGAGGAGGUGCCAGCAUCCCGCCAGGUCACCACAGCCACUGUCCGUCCCAUGGUGCAGCAGCCACUGCCAGACUGCAAGGCCAACUUUUCCUCCAACAACAGCAACCCUGGGCCCAAGUGCCUGGUGAAAGCCUCCUGCAGCCUCCAGAAGAUCGUUUAUGACGGGCCAGAUGUUUGCCGUCCUGCUGACAAGAUCCGGCUGGUGCAGGAGACGGUGCAUGGCGUGACCACCGAGGAGUGUCAGGCAGCCCUGCAGAACCACAACUGGAACAUCCAACGGGCCAUCCAGUACCUGAAGGUGGAGCAGCUCUUCUGCCUGGGGCUGAAGUCCCGUAUGGAGUGCCAGCGGGUGCUGGAGAUGUUCGACUGGAACCUGGCACAGGCUAGCUCCCACCUCCUCGAUCCCUACAGCACCACCCGCCAGAAGUGGUGACAGCGGGGACAGGGCGAGCUGUGUCUAAUCCAGAGCAGGCAUCUCACCACGGGGCCAAUCCCCCCACCUCCACCCACGCAACCUGCUGCAGGACUCUGGACUGAGCCCCCACUUGGAGGGUGGAGACAUCCCAAAAGGGACCCUGCCCAGCACCACAGACUUUCCAGGGUGCUUGUGCCCUGGCCUUGGCAAUGGGCUCCGUCCCCUGGCCCCUUGUUGAAUUGUUUUUGUAAAGAGAAAUGUAAUUUUAAUAUAUAUAUUAUGUGUAUAUAUAAAAAUAUUCUAUGGA
This is a messenger RNA of Corvus hawaiiensis (hawaiian crow), 5207 nucleotides long. It is a transcript of the gene TNK2, whose product is annotated as tyrosine kinase non receptor 2. Gene Ontology annotation, molecular function: protein binding; ATP binding; protein serine/threonine/tyrosine kinase activity. The transcript has 16 exons. NCBI's taxonomy places the organism in Eukaryota, Metazoa, Chordata, Aves, Passeriformes, Corvidae. Bases 1499 to 4918 code for a protein of 1139 amino acids. The record is from RefSeq and is a predicted model, not a curated record. Gene Ontology annotation, cellular component: extrinsic component of cytoplasmic side of plasma membrane. Gene Ontology annotation, biological process: protein phosphorylation; negative regulation of epidermal growth factor receptor signaling pathway; signal transduction.